This is a messenger RNA of Ornithodoros turicata, 6579 nucleotides long. Its product is annotated as tachykinin-like peptides receptor 99D. The coding region runs from base 1288 to 2508 and encodes 406 amino acids. Gene Ontology annotation, molecular function: tachykinin receptor activity. NCBI's taxonomy places the organism in Eukaryota, Metazoa, Arthropoda, Arachnida, Ixodida, Argasidae. Gene Ontology annotation, biological process: G protein-coupled receptor signaling pathway. The transcript has 8 exons. Gene Ontology annotation, cellular component: plasma membrane. The record is from RefSeq and is a predicted model, not a curated record.
UGAAGUUCAUUGCGUGGAUCCUGCAAGUGGUGUGAAAUUGUGCCUCGUUGGAACUUCGAUAACAGACGUCUUGGAACGAUAAGUCCGUCUUCGUCAACUUUUUUUUUAUUCCAGUGGAGUAGAUGGUCGCAGUGGAGGCGAAUUAAAGUUUCAUCACUCGCAAGACAGCGUACGCCGACUCGCGGGCAAUGAGACCAGGGGCGUGACCUGCUUAAUACUUGGAAAGAUGAGGAUACUGUGAUUCUCCGGCAGCCAUAUUGUCCGAAACGGCCCAGCCACUUGGCGUUGAUCGACGGUUCCCCAAGAUGAAAUACAGCGACAGCCUGGUGGCGUCUCAUAAAGCCAGCGGGUCACGGUCUUGUCCGCACCCAGACGCGUCGUCCGACCCGUUUUGAUUCAUUCGACAUUUCAAAAGGAUCUGGGGCUACAUCCAAGGGCAAACCGACGACGACGUUAGGAGAACCACUGUCACAAGACCGGAAGGCGAACGCUGUGAUUAGCAGCAUCCGUUUGAAACCGUAAUAUCUCGAGCCGCGUCGGCCCACUGCUCGCCUGGCUCAAGUCAGUGCGGUCCAACCACAAGGCCAUAGAUUGAAGCUGAAGAGGGCCAUCGUAGGUCGUUAUGCUGGAUAUGUUCCUCGCUGGUGCGACAGCUAUGGAUAGCGCGGAAAGCUCUCACUGGACAAAGGUCCUCCAAGUAUGAACUGCGAGCUCUUUCGUCUGUUUACAAGUGCCGUCCUUUAAGUUCAACUUGAUUCCUCGCAAGCUAAGUCUGUUAGCAUUGCCUCCGUGAGGGCUAGCGGUCUGUGUUGACAACAGGAGCACCUGAUUCUAAUACAACAAAACAGAUUUUCUUCAUUCUCCUCUCGAAUUAGCUAUAUACGUCUCUCGAACCGUGUCCGUCUCACUGUGUGUAUACUCACCUAUCUCUUCAAAUCUGCUCAUAUAUUUUCUACCGAAGAAAAGUGUUUCUUCUGCAAAUGUUACGCGGAAUACCGACGUUAUUUCAUGUUCCACACGACGUCUAAAGUGCUCCAAAUCUAUUUUUCUAAUCAAAAAGAGCCUAUCUUCGUGAGUAAAAUCUCCGCCAAUCGUUCUCUACGAGUAAAGGUUUAUGCCCGCGGUGAAGAGCUAGGCCUAACGCUCCGAGCUAAGGUUGAGGUUGAUUCUUUACAUACAACCAAAUAACACUAUUUAUUGUUAGACGAUUAGUAGUUGGAUUGAGUGCUUGUAGUCGAUGAAGAGUACCGAAGCAGCCAUCUUGCGUCAGCACAUGACAAGAACUUGAUGCGGCCGCUGCACCCUACAAUGGCGCUGAACGAAACCUUCUACGGGAUUGAGAACGACACUCUCAUACUGGAGAACCUCACCUUAGACGGCAUCAUGGACGAGAAUGUGUACAUCUUGCCCCUGUGGCAGCAAGCGGCAUGGACGCUGCUCUUCGGCUGCAUGGUACUGGUGGCAACGGGAGGGAAUCUCAUAGUGAUCUGGAUCGUCCUGGCUCACAAACGAAUGCGGACAGUGACAAACUACUUUAUUGUGAACCUGAGCUUAGCGGACACGAUGGUGUCGACGUUGAAUGUGGUUUUCAACUUCAUCUUCAUGCUGAACGAGCACUGGCCCUUCGGUCGUGCGUACUGCAAGGUGUCCAAUUUCGUCUCCAUCGUGUCGGUGGCGGCAAGCGUCUUCACGCUCAUGGCAAUCUGCAUCGACAGGUACAUGGCCAUCAUGCGGCCCCUGAGACCCCGCAUGUCCAGGGCGAUGACACUCAAUAUAGCUGUGUGCAUCUGGAUUGCCAGCAGUCUCAUCUCCCUGCCCAACAUCAUCUAUUCCACGACCACACAGGAAAUGUUCACAAACGGUGACUCUCGCACGAUAUGCUUACUGCUCUGGCCGGAUGGGGACGCCACUAAGAGUCCCACCGACUACGUGUAUAAUGUGAUCAUCGUGGUGGUCGCAUACCUUAUUCCCUUGACUGCGAUGGCCUUUACCUACUUCCGCGUCGGCCGUGAGCUCUGGGGCAGCCAAAGCAUCGGGGAAUGCACGGCUACGCAGCUCGAGUCCAUCAACUCCAAACGAAAAGUGGUGAAGAUGAUGAUCGUGGUGGUGGCCAUUUUCGCGAUAUGCUGGCUUCCGUACCACGUGUAUUUCCUAGCGACGCACCACCACCCAGAGAUCAUGCACUCCGACCACAUUCAGCACAUCUACCUAGCCAUCUACUGGUUGGCUAUGUCAAACUCCAUGUAUAAUCCUAUCAUCUACUGCUGGAUGAAUAGCAGGUUUCGCGAAGGCUUCAAGCGGGUCUUCUGUUGCCUGGCAUUCAGUGGAAGCGAGACUUCACGACUCCGGAAGCAGAUGACCACGACACGAUACAGUUGCUCAGAAGCGUACGCUGACACACGCGUCACCUUCAACGGAUCCGCGGCCCUGUCCAUGCACACGCUUACCACAGAAGUUGGUGCUCCGACGAAGGGAAAGGCUAUCACACCACUAGGCUCGAAUGUGUGACGGUCGCUGCCACCGCCCCGCUGCGCCAGGCUCGUGCUCCAGCAGCCACCGCACCAUCACACCUAGACACACCCCCACUGACGAAUGGUCGACGGAGUAUAGUUGAUGCAGUCUUGCAGAUAUUGUGGUGUCACAGCCUCCCCUGAGAGCAGUCAAACUUCUGUCUACUACAACAUAUAUAAACAAAUGCCACGGGGGGCACCGCCAGAGAUUUCCCUACAACCCCUUUGUUGUAUUGCGAUGCCCCCCGAAAUUUCUGAGAUUGCCCAAUGCAGCUCGGUUACCAAUGCAUAUACCCCCCUCCGCGAGGGGUCGAUUUCUGGGGAAAUUACUGGGCACCGGGUAGAUCUGUGGCUUCUGGCGUUCGCCUUGCAAUAAACCCACUUUACUCGCAUAGGAUAAUGUAAUAAUCUUCGCGUUUCUGAAUCCAUUGUUUACUAACGUUUACAACCAUGGUGGUCCGUCCAUAACAGUGGUGGAGAGAGAGAGAAGAAAAGUUACAAUGGCAUCGAGACCAGUCACCAUCUGAGCAUACACAAAACAUACUUAAAGGGACUGUUGCAUCCGGAAACAUGUGUAUGAGACCGAUACGGUAACGUUCCGCACUGCUUCACAGUCUACUUGGCCAAGUUUCUCUUCCAAAAACAGCUUUUUGACGUGUUGCAAGCGUGGUUCGGUGGAGAGCUGCUAGGAUACGACGCGUAUGUGAAAAAUUGCCAUUCAAGUAAACAAGGUCAUACACUUCCUUGUUCAGAAGGAAAUUCAGCAUUUCAUUUGCUUGAACAGCCAGCCAGCACGGAAACUCCUGGUGUAAACAAUGGUGCUCCUAUUAUGUAUGAAAAGGAUUGUAUGCCUCUGAAUGCUGUAUACCCGUUGGUUACACAACAAUACAGGGCACAUCGUGUUCUAUUAUAUUACACGUAUAACAAGUCAGAGGAAGUGUGACUGCUGUCAGAGGAGCCCAAGCAUUGGAUUUUGCAACCCCCUCACGUACUAGUCGUUCUCAGGCAUCACAGUUUCAAUUAACCUUCAUCAAGCUGCAUGAAGUCUGCGGAGUGUCAGUGCCGUGAAAGCAUUUCAUCCAUUUUUCAUUACUAAUUGUUCCCUUCUACAAUUAUGGUUUCAAACCUGGAUCUGCAAACCGAGAAAUCGCUCGGAAGCUGGCAGGCUUCCUCAGUUUUUUGUCGUUUACCUUGCUGACUGGGACUGGGAAUGGAAUGGCAUCGAUGUCGGCGAACACCACGUCAAUGUGCCAGUGUUCAAAAUUACAAACCUUCAGCGGGACCUUUCAGACAGUGCUGACACUCCGCCGUCCACAGCAAUCGUUCCCCAUAUCGCUGGCCUUUCGAAUAACGUGAUCGCCUCGCAUGCGGGUGUACGUCGGUGGUCAGUUUGUACAGCGUUCUUCACCCAAUCGUAUCCGAUGCUUUGUGUCUUGGACAAAGGAGUCCUUGGUGACAAGCCUGUCUGCAACCAAACCGCAUCUUUGACUGGUCAUGUGGUGGACUUUGUGGCGAAUAACAAAACAUUUGCUAAGUGUUGUGACGAAUUGUUAAAGCGUACCUACAACUUCAAGAAUGUAUCCAGGUCGUUCGGUUUGUGCCAUUCAUAGAGACUGAUGAAAACAAUGCCUGGAUAUCUCACGUUUGUUAAUAGGUGUAAUGCAUUGAGGUGUAUCCCAUGUUCUUUUUAAUGAAGAGCAAGGAGGUUAGCUUUCUUUAACGGCAUUGACAUGCUGCUUUCAGUCUGAAGAGCUCAUUUCGUGAGGGACCUACAUGUGGCCGUAUGUUCAACAGUGUGUACAUACAUGUGCAGAUGUGUAUCUGUGAGCAUAUAACGUUGUAUUUGAAAGUAAGUGUCCCUGCACUUUUUCUACUGUGCAGCGAACAAGUUUCGCAUGCAUGCACAAUGAAAUAAGUGGCUAUGCUACUCCAUAUACUCAAAGGUCAAAGCUUGGUUUGUCAGAUGGUACGUUUUGUUGCCGCUUCAUUGUCACCCUUUCAAAAUAUCAAUAUAUCGCGUUUUCUGAGAACGAAUAAGUAUAUCUCCCACAAUGCUGCAGCAGCAAAAUUUAGACCACAUUUUGCAACGGGUUGGAGUAUCUCGCAAAAGGUAACCAGACCACCUCCUCUAUUGCAAUGAUGACAUCAUGCAUCCAUUGCACUAAAGUAACUGCCUACUGGGUAUUCACACACGUCUAGAAUACGAUUUGACAAAGAAGUAUCAGUGCAAGGCUUCCACUACUCCCACUGGGCCUAACAAGUGAUGACAUGUAAAAUAAAAGUUCUAAUACUAUCGCUGCCAUGGUGUGGGGAGAGCACCCUGCUAUCUCUUUUUGGCUUUACUGACUUGUGUUAGUGACACAUCCUAAAUUUCAUCAUAUACCAUGAACAAUUGAAGAAUCACGCCAGUUAAACUUCACAGCUUUGACUAAAACGAAAACUUGGGGUACUUGGUACGUAAGUCCAAAUCAACAGCCAGUGCAAAAAAAAAAAAAAACAGUACAAAGAGAAACACAACAGCACAAGGCAAUCAAUACUGUGGCGUCUUGUUUCUCCUUGUGCUGUGUUUUUUCGCUUUGGUUGUUGACUUUGGUUGACUUUUGGUUGACUUUUUGGUUGUUGAGCUUUGAUGUUGAAUUUUGUUUCGUGAAAUACACCGAGCAAAGUCAAAUGGCCCCACCUCAUGUUCAUUGUUGUACGAUGCCUGAAUCACCAGUCCUUCUUGGCCUAAGUGAUGUACCCUUCCCCUGAUGGCAAUCAUGUGAUAAGUUUGUUGAUGUUGCUUAUUAUAACACUGUGUCGUCUGCUGCGAAAUGUGCUUGACACCCAACCAGAGUCGUAAGAAAAAAAAAAGUAGCUGGUGACAUUCCUCUUUUUUUUUCUUUUGCGUAAGUUUCCCUUAAGGAAGGAAGGACACGUUUGUACUGACACAGCUUCGUACCUGCUCCACUCAAGGUCUUUGUGCAAUACGAUUCGCUCACCAAAACAUGAUGUGCUACCAGUAGCAUUAAUUCGAUUUCAAGAGAUCACAGUUGCUUCUUGGUGCUUGAACUCAAAAUCAACUCAAUCAAUCAAUUGAUGCUGUGCUCCUUCCUGAAGCCAAGCUAAAUAGUGCGAUGUUCUGGACCUUCGGUGGCACAUAGACCAUACAAGAGCAUGAAUAAAGCUGUCUAGACAUGGGCACAAUAUCUAUUUCUAGGACAUGAAUCAACAUAUCAAUUCAUGGCAUCUUGAAUGGCAUUGUGGGAAAUGAGAAGUGUGCGUGGAAAAGCAAAAGAGGCGUUGUGUGUGUUGACUGAGCAAAACGUGACUGCGAAGAAACGAAAUAAGGUUGAGUGAUAAGAGCGAAGGAGACACUUAUCUACCUUUUCGUUGCAGUUCUUUGCUUUUAAUUUUUUUUUUUUUUCAGUUCUAGUUUGAGAUGUUAUGGUGAAAAGCAAUAUACAGUCGCCGGCCGAUUUUUCGGACUCGGCGGGGGAUCGUGCAAAAAGUCUGAAGAAUCGAGCAGUCCAAAAAAUUCAAAAGCCACCAUUAUUAAGCACCAGCAGGCCGGAAAAAGUUGUCGAUGCUUUCUUGGCAGGCAAGCCUUCCAUCUUCGCCUGAUAACAAAUUUCGUCGCUGCAUACGGACGAAAACACCGCAAUCGCUUUCCAUUAGUUCCAAGUUUGACAGCUGCGCUGGCAGACGACAAGUCAUCGAUAUCCCAAACACGUGCAGGAACAUACUCCUGGCAACAUUAGGCACCACCAUUCCGCAAGUUGGCUUCACCUAAAGCACGUGCGCUUUAGGUGAAGCCCGCUUUACGGCGCACGACUCUCGGCUGGACAGCACGUGCUGGGCCUUCUUAUACAUAAACUCUAUGGGGCCCCUGGCUGUUCCGCGAACGCAUCCGAAUAACCGAGCAUGUCCGAAAAAUCGGUCAGCAACUGUACCUUGAAGAAACGUUGAGACAAUAUCAGCCUACUGAGAUAUUAAGUGAGCACUGAUUGUAUAGCACCCCUGUGCAACAUUUGUUGAUUCAUACGAAUAAAAACCUACAUGAAUAAAAAUGUGUGGUACUUGUGGUCUA